This is a messenger RNA of Fusarium odoratissimum NRRL 54006, 1506 nucleotides long. RefSeq names its product ATP synthase subunit 9, mitochondrial. The transcript has 3 exons. The coding region runs from base 583 to 1023 and encodes 146 amino acids. NCBI's taxonomy places the organism in Eukaryota, Fungi, Ascomycota, Sordariomycetes, Hypocreales, Nectriaceae. The record is from RefSeq and is a predicted model, not a curated record. Gene Ontology annotation, biological process: proton transmembrane transport; proton motive force-driven ATP synthesis. Gene Ontology annotation, molecular function: proton transmembrane transporter activity.
AGCCCUUCAACCAUGAUUCAUGGUCCACCGCCAAGUGUGUCCCUCCGACUGUAAAAGCCUCAGGCCUGAAGGUUUCUCAGUCCUUCCAGAGCAAUCACAGCUCAGCAUUGUUGUAUCUCACUCCACCCGAUUCCCUCCGACGGCUAAGCAGCCCGUGCAGAGCUCAAUCCCUUUGCCUAAUUCGCACCCGUGAUAUCAUCCCCAUUCCCAUCAUUUUCCAGCGGUCCUGGACUGCUUAAUAGCGGGCAAAUAUCUUGUUUGUGGGAGGUUUUCGUCUGUUCAAGUUCGUGCUCAAGUCACAUUCUCACCCGUGUUCGCCGUAACCAUCAUCUCUCCCAUAUCCAUCGUCGUUCCCUUCUUCCCAGCGUUGCCCCGGCUGACAUCCUCACCCCCCUGACAAUAUCCACCCGUGUGGGCCCACCUAUCCUCACUUUCUUCCCGGCUCCAGGCGCUCUCUCUUCCCUUUUCCUUUUCCCACUACCGUCCUGUCUCGUGCUGAGCUCCGUAUCUCUUUUCUUUAAACCUCCCAUCAGCCUCUCCCUCUUUCAAACAUCAACCAUCUCCCCUCACACAUCAAUCACAAUGGCCUCUUCUCGUGUCUUCGCCUCUCGCCUGGCCUCCCAGAUGGCCGUCAAGGCCGCUCGCCCUGCUGUCCGAGCCCCCGUCGCUGCUGCCAGCAAGCGAACCAUCUCUGGCGCCAGCCCCCUCCAGGCCAUGAAGCGUCAGACCCUUCUCCAGGCUACCAGCCGCAACGCCUUCCAGGUCCAGCGCCGUGCCUACUCCUCCGAGAUCGCCCAGGCCAUGGUUGAGGUCUCCAAGAACUUGGGUAUGGGUGCCGCCGCCAUUGGUCUGACUGGUGCCGGUAUUGGUAUCGGUCUCGUCUUCGCCGCCCUCCUUAACGGUGUUGCCCGCAACCCUGCCCUCCGUGGCCAGCUCUUCUCUUAUGCCAUUCUGGGUUUCGCUUUCGUCGAGGCCAUCGGUCUUUUCGAUCUGAUGGUUGCCCUCAUGGCCAAGUUCACCUAAGUUAUUUCCCGGCCAAUUGGGUAGGCUCGUGCCGAAUGAUCGAGUCAACGAGACAGAGGAGGCUGCUGAGCGCAGUGCAUUGUGCCAUGUCUUGAAAAAUUUGACAUGGGUGCGCUUGAUGCCAGCUUGCACGAUAGAGGGGAGGUUGUCUUGUAAUAGACGGGAUAGAGAUCUGGGAGUGACAUUGGUCAUAGGCACUUUCCUAUGAUUAGAAUUGGGGAAAUUCUGCAUAAUUCCUCCCAGGGAUCAAUUUGUAAAAUAAAAAGCCUCAUUCAUCCCGCUUCUUCCAAUGCAUAUGGAUAUUUUCCUUGUUCCACCAUCACAAAAUACAUGGUUCAUCUGAUGAUCGUGACUUCACGUAUUGAUGUUCCAAUUGACGUCUCAAUUAACUUUCAGUCGAUGACAUCGUUCCGAGUAGCUUUAUCUGCUGCAUGAUAGCUGUAAACAUGAGGCAUUUGCUGAGCUCCCGUGGGCCGGUGCCGG